This is a messenger RNA of Cherax quadricarinatus, 3224 nucleotides long. NCBI's taxonomy places the organism in Eukaryota, Metazoa, Arthropoda, Malacostraca, Decapoda, Parastacidae. The record is from RefSeq and is a predicted model, not a curated record.
UUUGUUCUUAAGGUCAGACUCUCGUGUUGUUUGACUUUAUUUUCGACUUUAUUGUUCUACCUGAGGUCAAGUAUUAUGUAAUAUACACUUUAUGUGGUCCUAAUAUAUCAUCUUUUGGUGUUAAUACUGCAGGUGAUCCUGGUACAAGAAGGUGGUACAUGUAGUGUCAAUACUGCAGGUCAUCCUGGUACAAGAAGGUGGUACAUGUAGUGUCAAUACUGCAGGUCAUCCUGGUACAAGAAGGUGGUACUUGUAGUGUCAAUACUGCAGGUCAUCCUGGUACAAGAAGGUGGCACAUGUAGUGUCAAUACUGCAGGUCAUCCUGGUACAAGAAGGUGGUACUUGUAGUGUCAAUGCUGGAGGUCAUCCUGGUACAAGAAGGUGGUACAUGUAGUGUCAAUACUGCAGGUCAUCCUGGUACAAGAAGGUGGUACUUGUAGUGUCAAUACUGCAGGUCAUCCUGGUACAAGAAGGUGGUACUUGUAGUGUCAAUACUGCAGGUCAUCCUGGUACAAGAAGGUGUUACAUGUAGUGUCAAUACUGCAGGUCAUCCUGGUGCAAGAAGGUGGUACAUGUAGUGUCAUUACUGCAGGUCAUCCUGGUACAAGAAGGUGGUACUUAUAGUGUCAAUACUGCAGGUCAUCCUGGUACAAGAAGGUGGUACAUGUAGUGUCAAUACUGCAGGUCAUCCUGGUACAAGAAGGUGGUACUUGUAGUACCAACAUCAGUGUCAGUAAACUACUGUAAGUUCUGUAAAUACUGUAAUGUAUAUAUAGUAACAACACUAACCACAGUGUUAAUACAAUUACAACACCAAUUACAGUGUUAAUACAGUGAUAAUAACUAGUGUUCAUGCUUGUCAACACUAAUACAGUGCUUGAACAGUGACAACACUGCAACAACAGUGCUUAUACAAUGAAAACACUGUAACAACAAUGUUGGUGCUACAACACUUAGAGUGCCAACAACAGUGUCAUAAGGUUAAUGUGUCAUAAAUGUCUGCUAGUGUCAUCCUUCUUAUUCCUCAGACAUGCUUACCCCUACAUGUUUAGUGUUUGCUAUACUUACGGUGAUAGAAUAAUUCAGUAAUAUUAGUUUUUUUCUGUAAUAAAAUAUUCUCAAAUAUCCCCUGGUUAAGCAAUUUAAAUAUGUGAGAACUUAUUGUUCAUUAUGUCUAAAACACCUGAAAAACAAUGUGUUGAGGCAACACAAUGUACAGUUGUUCACGUAGGAAACGAAUUAGAUCAACAUUCACACUCACUCAAACAAUCUUCACAACAAUCUCAGUGUGGAUAUCAGACCAGGUUUGUCACAGGCAAAAAAACAAUUCAGUGUUCAGUGUGUCUAAAAGAGUUUUCUAAAAACUAUAAUUUAGUCAUUCACAUGAGAACUCAUACUGGAGAGAAGCCAUAUCAGUGUUCAGAAUGUCUGAAAGACUUUUCUCAUAAAUCAAGCUUAAUAAGUCACAUGAGAAUUCAUUCUGAAGAGAAUCCAUAUCGGUGUUCAGAAUGUCUGAAAGAUUUUUCUAAAAAUUCACAUUUAGUAAGACACAUGAGAACUCACACUGGAGAGACACCAUAUGAGUGUUCAGUAUGUGUGAAACGCUUUUCUGAAAAUUCACAAUUGAUAGUUCACAUGAGAACUCAUACUGGAGAGAAGCCAUAUCAGUGUUCAGAAUGUCUGAAAGACUUUACUCAAAAUUCACAAUUGAUAGUUCACAUGAGAACUCAUACUGGAGAGAAGCCAUAUCAGUGUUCGGAAUGUUUGAAACACUUUCUUCACAAAUCACCAUUAGUAAGACACGUGAGAACUCAUACUGGAGAGAAGCCAUAUCAGUGUUCAGAAUGUCUGAAAGACUUUUCUCGCAAAAAUUAUUUAGAAAAUCACAUAAGAACUCAUACUGGAGUUAAUCCAUAUCAUUGCUCAGAAUGUUUGAAAGUCUUUACUCAGAAAUCAAGCUUAGUAAGUCACAUGAGAACUCAUACUGGAGAGAAGCCAUAUCAGUGUUCAGAAUGUCUGAAAUGCUUUACUCGAAAAUCAAGUUUAGUAAGUCACAUGAGAACUCAUACUGAAAGAGUUAUCCAGAAAAUCUAAUUUAGUAGGUCACAUGAGAACUCGUACUAGAGAUAGGCCGUAUAAGUGUUCAGAAUGUCUGAAAGACUUUUCUAAAAGAUUUCAUUUAGAAAGUCACAUGAGAAGUCAUACUAAAGAGAAAGCUUUGCCAGAAGAGGUGUCAUGUGUCAUGCACUAAAAUUUCUUCCUCUACCAACACUGAUAUUAACACUUUCACUGUUGGUCCCAUAAUAUUAUGACAUUCAAGCCAGUGUUGGUCCUGUAAUACUACACCAUAAUUCUAGCAGCUUCGAAUCUUGCAGAAGAAAGAUGGUAGGCCUACAUAUGAGAGAAUGUGUCUGAGUGGUCAGUGUGUGCAGUAUAAGAAAAAUCCUUCAGCAUGCAGUGCAUAAUGAGGAAAAAAACUUUCUUUUUUUAGUUUAAAACAGUGUUGUUGCUAAUUUAAACAAAGUUUAUUAAUGGUUGUAUUUUCAUUUUCUUUGUCUCAUUUGAAGAUAUACUACACUUGGAAGAUAUACUGCAAAAAUUGAAUUGAUUUUUAUUGGUUUAUGGACUAAAAGUACCUUGAAAUUGAGCUCAAAGUAGAGGAAAUGUUUGAUAUUUGUUGAUGUUUAAAAGAAUACAAAUCACGUCACAUGUCCAAUACUCAUCAACUGGUGAGUUUGAUAGGCUUUCACAAAUGUGUUGAUAUUAUUAAUACAAUUUUUACAAUUGUGCAGUAGUCUGCAUAACAGUAAAUCUUUUAUUUUCUGUGUUAAUAAAAAUUCAAAAUGGAAAGCAAGCAUAAUAUGAAGGGGCCUGGAGAAGUGACUAAUGAACAGAGAAAAUGUUAUUUUAGUGCUAGAAAUGUUUGCCUUGUUAAUUCUGGACUUUAUUUUGAAAUUGGCUUUCCUUGAAUUUUGUAUACAAUUGGCCAAAUCGCCAAUUUUUUAUCACUUUAUUGGGAGGUUGAAAUUGGUAAAUGGGCAGUUUCAUGUACUCAAUCGAUAGAAGAAAAGGAGUUCUAGCGAAAUAGCUAUGAGUUUAGUUGACUGGAACAGUGGAAUUGACCAAAAACAGGGCUCAUAGUUGGCAAAAUUGAUGAUGCAUAAAUAUUGCCAGACUGCUAACUUUGUGUGAACGUAAUUCAGUAAAUUUUCCAUCAAAUUUCA